Molecule: messenger RNA, 943 nt
Organism: Scylla paramamosain (green mud crab)
Lineage: Eukaryota; Metazoa; Arthropoda; Malacostraca; Decapoda; Portunidae
Product: mitochondrial intermembrane space import and assembly protein 40-like
Exons: 3
Coding region: 16-561 (181 amino acids)
Biological process (GO): protein import into mitochondrial intermembrane space
Cellular component (GO): mitochondrial intermembrane space
Molecular function (GO): protein-disulfide reductase activity
Source: RefSeq, a predicted model, not a curated record
AAGAAAAAAACAAAUAUGCGAAGAGUGACGUUCGAAAAUUCACACAACAGCGCACGACGUGUGUGGCCGCGGCGUCUGCAGUGUGUCUGUUCGCCUCUCACCGGGUGUGUGUCUGUGGUGCCACUGCUGCACACUCCUUAUCCCGGCAGUGUGUGUGUCUCAGGGAUGUCUUACUGUAAGCAGGAAGGAAAGGAUCGUGUGAUAUUUGUAACAGAAGAGGACCAUAAUGGUCCUGCUGAGGUAUCAUUACCUGAAGAUGAUGAGGCACCAGCGGGCCUUAUACUGCCUGAUGGUGAAAUCAACUGGGCCUGCCCAUGUCUGGGGGGGAUGGCAACGGGGCCUUGUGGAGUUGAGUUUCGAGAGGCAUUCUCCUGUUUUCAUUACUCCACUGCAGACACAAAGGGCAGUGAUUGUUUAGAACCAUUCAAACAAAUGUCUGAGUGCAUGGCACAAUACCCCAAUGUUUAUGGUGAUAAGGACAAGGAAGAAGAGAUUGCAGCAACAGCUACUGACCUUCCAAAUGGCUCCCAGCCCUCUGAUGAGGUGACAGCCAAGGCAUAGCAGCAGUCUGGUGAUCAGUUUGCAUGAACCUCACUUAGGACCACAACAGUGAGAAUCACUGAGGGAGACUAAUACUAUGACUUUGCAGUAUUAGUGAUGCUCAUUUUAGAGGAAGAAUCCAUACACUGUGUAUCAGGUGACAGUUGAGUGGCCCCUCAGUUACUUGCUGCCUGUGGUAUCUUGUAAAUAAUUAUUCUUAAGAAAAUGGUUUGUUGACAGAUAAUAUUUUCAAGUUAUCUAUUGAGUGAGUAAUGUGGUUUAAAUGUAAAAAUGUAACAUAAAUGUUUGUUUUGAGUAAGUUGAAUAAAAUCUUUGUUUAAACAAAGUGCAUUUGAAGGCUCUAUGAGACCAAUUUUUAACAUAAUAAAGAAUAUGAAAUGGC